GCGGCCGUUGGCGGCCUUUUGUGUUGGUGAUCUGCGCUCCUUUCUUUCUGCUCUUUCUGGAACGAAGUGUGUAACCUGUAUGGCUGAGCCUACGUUCUGCCAGUGAACUGUGUGAGUGAAAGCAGGGGUUAGUUCGGAAAGGGUAUGUGAAAAAGGCAUUAUUUGGUUUUCUAUAUAAUGGUUACCUAGAGUUUUUAUGGGAAUGGAAGUUAAGCUAGAUGUUCUCGUAUCUACGUCUAUCAAACGAAGAAAACCAUGGACUCGCAUCACCUGGAUUGGACAGGAAAAAGAGGCUGUUUUUCUUCUUGAUGAUAAACAUAUAAAUGAAAUUAAUCUUGCAUCAGGGAAGACAAAGAAGAAAAUUCCUCAGCUGCAAUCAUUGUUAAAAAAUGUAGUUGUCUUAACAACAUCAAUAAAUGGCGCUUGGCUGGCAGGUUUACUUAUAACAGGAGAACUAUUUCUUUGGAAUAAAGACAAGGACUGCAUAAAAAUAAUACCAGCAAUUGAAGAGUCUAGGAAUGUAGCUGCAGCAGCACAAGUUUUCAUGAAAGAUGUAUUUCAAGAAAGACCACUUCAGGAAGUAGCUCCAAUGGUUGCGUCUUGUGGGGAAGAUAACUCAGAAUCCAUAAGAAUGGGCAUCUGCUAUGACAUUACUGCUGCCAAAGAGUGUUUGACAAGAUUGUAUUUGUAUGUGUCUGGAGAUGGCAGAAAGAUGCUACUAACUACACCUACAGCAUGUAUCUUUUUGUGGGAGAGCACAGAAAAUGAGAAUACACUCUCUUAUAAAAAUUCUUCUGGGCGGUGGAUACAAAUUUUGCCUAAUGAAUCAGUCACGUUACCUUCUACUGAAGAAAAAGAAAUUGGAGUUCAUGCUGCUUUCGUACAAAAUGAGAUACUGGGUGAUUGCUGUUUGUGCUCAUUUGUCUUUUACUCUGGCGAGUGUUUGGUUUUAACAUUUUUGAUUCUUCGCUGGCAUGAAAAUGGCUUUAAAUAUGCCAGUUCUUUGCCAUACCAGAUCCACUGGGUACAGCAGACUUGUUCUCUUGUUAAUUUAGUGCCUCAGUGUGUAUCUAUAAAGUCAAGAGGAGCUUUGCUAUCUGCAUUUGCAAGAGAUGGCCUCUUACUUGCAGUAUCUGUUAACCAAAUAGAUCCAAAGGCAACUCAAAUUUUGUUUCUAAACACCCUGAAUUUUUUAACUGUUUCGGGAAGUGUUAAAGGUUGCAGUAGCAAGAAUAGCACUGUCCCAUCCAAGUUUAUCAGGUCUUACUGGGUCGGUGACAUGAGUUGGACUCCUGAUAGCCUUUUCUUGGCUUGCAUGUUAAAGCGUGGGUCUUUGAUUUUAUUGACUGGUAUGGGUGAAUUGCUGACCUUGAUUACUUCUGGCUGCUCUGUAGAAUUUGGACCGGCGGAGUUUAUUCCAGUCCAUCCACUAAUAACAUACAGACAGCACAACUCUUUGUGUCAAGACUCUAAUCAGACGCUUGGCUCUUCAGCUUCUGAAAGUGAUCUUAUGAGACAGAGAUUUUCUGUUGCUUCUCACUCAAGAUUACCCUACCUCAUUGUCUCUGAUGGAUUCAUGAUAACAGUGCUAAGAUUUCAUAACAAUGUUUCACCAGUGGGAUUUUUAAGAUCCCUUUUACUUGAUUCAGCGCAGCGGCUCGAAAAUAUCCGUAGGAAUUUGGUGAACUCCAAGCAUAAAGGGAGACAUCUGUGUAUACAAUCUCUGUUGUCUUUAAAGGACAGCCUUCUAAAACACUCACAAAACCAUACCUCCGUCUUUUUCAAUGUUCCAAAGUUUCUGGAAGAGGACACAACAGAAGUGAAUGAGAAAACCACAGACUUACCGGAUUAUGAAGAUGAAUCUGAUGAUGAAAAGCUGUUUUACAGUAGCUCUUCUAGCCUCGUUAGCCAAAGAAUCCUUUCUUUUGUUGGUAAAGCUGAUCAAGGCCACAUAGAGUUUGCAUCAAUGUUUGAUACUAUUCAUGCAAAAGACAAUACUGAAGAGAAAGACAAGUUACCAGUGGAACUGAAUUCCAUUCAGAGAAAUCUUCUUACUGCAUGGCAGAUAGGGUUUUCAAAAAAUAUUGAAGAAAGAGAGACUUUUCUGAAUUACACAGUAAACUGCAUUACCCAUUUUUUCAACAUUCUUCAGUUUGUAGAAUGUUCUUUGCUAAACCAGGAUGCAUUUAUAAACAAGUCUGUGAGGAAUUCUCACUGGAUUCGUUAUGUUUUAAAAUAUUUUCAGCUGUGUUUAAAUGUCUUGCACUGGCAUUCAAGAGCCAGUAUGACUGGGCAUGUGGCAAAGCUGACAUUACAAACCUUGAAACUGAUGCUUAUUCAGAAACAAGAUCAGUUGUUCUCAAAAAAUCUUCUGGCAUGCUUCUGUCUUUUGAAGAUGGUUUCUCACACUCUAAGUAGCAUGUGCAUACCGCAGUAUGAGAAGUUGUUUGCAUCUCCUGGUGUUAAUAGUGUUGUGGAGCUUGAUUCAUUCAUUGUGCCUAUUUUCCUAUUGCUGGAUGAGAGUGCAACUCAGGAAUUCAGCUCAGUGAAAUCUCUGCUUAGAGAGCCUCCACAAGGACUAGUCUGUGAUGAAAAAACAGAAAAAAGGUUGAUUGUCCUAUGGCGGUUGUUGUAUAAAAGAGUGGUUUGUUACUGGAUCCAACUGAACAGGAAAGUGUACAAGAAUACAGAAGAAGAGACUGUUGUCUCAUUGCUUUUAAGUCAUAUACAAGCAGCUCUCCAGUCUUCAGGAGUGAUAUUAGAGCAACAUUUCAAGAUUAAUUCUAUAGCUGGUGAGGAGAAAUUCCUGUUAGGUUCAUACAGAGAAUCUGUGGAUGUUUGGAAAAGAUGUCUUUGUGAAAUCAAGGCAAAGGGUGGAAAAAGAGCAUGUUUUCUUCAGAGUAGAUAUUACCUUGCUAUAUUAUUUUGCCACCUAUAUCAUUAUAACUUGUGUGAGGCCCAAGGACUCUGUGAUCAUCUGGUAGGAGAGAUUCUAAGGCGAUCACAGCUCUCACUGAGUCAGAUGGAAAAUUUUUCUGACACUAAGUAUUCUCAGCAUGAACUGUGGAUGAUAACAAAGGUUCAUACCGAAACUGCUAUGGCUGUGAUUCGAUCCAUGGCUCGAUUCAUGGCUGCUUAUUUCACAAAUCAGCUGCUCUAUAUCUAUCCCCCACACAAUGUUGAUAUCCUGCAUCCACUUCACAUCAAACCAGAUGUAUCUCCUCGUAUUAUUCCACUGCAACACCAUCUGGUUACGAGAGCUGUCAGAGACCAGAACCUUUCAUCUGUGUGGACAGUAGAAUAUGCUCUUGACUUGUUCUUUGUUGGAGGACUCAUUCCAGAGGCUGUGUGGUUAACACACAGACUUGGUGACUGGAAACUCUCAGUUUCAAUUGGUGUGGCCUACACUCUGUAUUGUCAGAACUCUGAUGAAUUCGCAAGAGCACAUCUGAAAAAAAAAAGAGAGCAUCAUCUGCCAUUAACCUUAUCACCAAUGCAGACUUUUCUGGAAAAACUACAGUCUUUGCUAGGGCAACCAGCUACUUCUGAAACAACAACUGAAGAAUAUAUUAAAUACAAACAGUUUACAGAUCCAAUUGAAGAGGAAGAUGCAGAUGUCCUUUACAGUUCAGUACAGGAACUACUGAAAGCUGCUGUUAUGACAGAUUCUGAUAUUCUCUCAGAGACAUUUCAGCUUUUGAUAGAUUCUGCAAAGGAUCUUAGUAGAAAAUUUUGUGGUUUAAUUCCAGAUGGGCUUUAUCUACCAGCACCACCAUUGUACUGUCCUCAGCCAGCUUCUCUCAGUGAAGUGAGUGAAGACUGCAAUGACAUUAUUUUAAAAACUGAGAGAGAAAAUCGCCAGAAAGUAUCAGGAGUUCUUCAACGAAUUAUCUUGCUCUUCCGGGCUGCUUGUUGCUCCUAUCCUGCAGCGCAGUGGUAUAUUUCACAGCUUAAGUGGGGAAGAAAAAUUAUGCAAAAAAUUCGAAUGAAAGGAUCUCUUCCUUUACUGAGCCCAUUCCCAGAGACUUUGCUUCAUUACUGCAAUUUCCGUACUGCUUUCUGUUCAUCUACAUCUUCUGGAGACCAUCAACUUGAUGAUAUUUCCUGUAAAAUUUUAGGUUGGUUCAGAGAGCUGUGUGCAUUGUGUUGGAUGUUUCAUGUUCGUGAAAGAUUAUCUGACAGCUGUAGGCGGUACCAAGCUGCAAGGGAAAAUGCAAACAGCCAUAAGGAUCUUAAGAAGAAUGAAUAUGGUACCUCCACAGUUGAGCACUGUCUGAAUGCAGCGGAAUGGGCUUGCAGAAUGCUUCCUUUCUGCAGGUUCAUGAAUGUUGAAGAAUUAAUUCAAGAUGUAAUUCUGAGCCUGCUUGGAGAACUGCCGCCAAUCAAAAAGGUGGCAGAAAUUUUUGUUAAAGCUUUUCCUAAUCCUGAAGAUGUACGGGUUCCACUAAGAGAUAAAUAUCAUGGUCUUCAGCAGCGACUCAGACACUGUACUGUUCAAGGUCCUGAAAGUGAAGAAAUGAUGUCUGUUGUCAUACAGGCUAUGGAAAAAGCUAGAAUGAAGAACUUGAGACUUGUAAUAAGGAAUAUAGGCCCUAUAGAAAUUAAUGUCUGGGAGCCAGCAGAAGAAGGAGCAGAUUAUCAAGAACACUAUUAUGACAGCGUGUCACUAGGCACUAGUAUAAGCAGAAGCACACUUACUGAUCUUGGCAAUCCUCAAUUGCAUAGUGAUGCUGAAACAGUAGAUACACUUUCUGAUGCUUUGUUUGUUGAAGAAACAAGAGUUCAAACACCUUUAUCUGAAAGGGAAAAUGAAUAUCAGAGACAAGGAGAAAUAGGUAGAAAAAAUGCUACCUGCAAGACAAAAGCUUCUACCUGGAAAACAAAACAUACGGAAAAAGCAUAUAGGAAGGACACGCAGAAUCAGUGUAAUUUGCCUAUAGUUGGUGUGUGGGAAUUUGAACGUGAUGAUGAUGAGUAUGUUAAUUUCUUAGAGCUCUUUUUGAGCUAUGUUCUUGAGAGAGAUCUGAUAAAGUACAAUGACAUUGGAAUUCCAUUUCUUACUAGCUUUUCUGGACUUCUUCGAGAGCAUGAAUUAAACUCUCUCUUUUUUGAUAUUCAUACAACACUAAAACGUCGACAAGCCAAAACUAGAAGCCGAAGUGUAUUUAGAGCAGGAUCUUGCUAUACUCUCACUCUGACAUCCUACAGUCCUGAAACAGUUUCUGUCCGUAAUGUAAACCAAAAUGUUUUGAAAAAUUCAAACAUCGUACAGUCCACUGUACAGACAGCAGAACCUUCUGUGCGUAACUCACUCAAAGAACUUAAAGAAGGAUUAUUUGGUUUAAAAUACAAGUCAAUUUACAGAGCUCAGAGUGACAAUCAAGGGAUAACUGUUGCAUCAGCAAAUCAGACUGUUCCUAAACAUACUUCCUGUACAUUACAAACUGUCACAACUUCUAAAUACAUGUACAAAACUACUCAUUUUCUUGAUACUGUACCAGGAGAAGAACUAGCAAUAGAACUGACAGAUAAAUUUAGCAAUAUUGGAAGAUUACUUGAGUGGAUGAUCAGAUGGUCUGAUAAGAGACUUCUGUGUGGUUCCAAGAAACAAGAUUCCAUAGAGGAAAGUCUUCCAAUGAUACAUGUGAAGAUAUCAGCAGCUGCUAUCCUUACUUCCUUAUGGCUGUUAGAACAGUUGUGCAGAGAUGGGUCACAAGCAAGGAGUGUGACAUUUAAGAAUCCAAGUAAUCAAUAUCUGAAAGAGUUUACAUCUCCGUCAGAAGCGCAGCCUAGGAGCAAGAGAGAAUGUAAAGUAGAUGAAGGCACUUCAGCAAAUCCUCCAGCUGAUGUCCAUAACGUACAACGCUAUGACAACCUUUGUGAAAACAGUUUUGGAGUGUCUACAAAAUCAAAGUAUUUUGAGAGGAAGGAAAUUAAACAUGGGGAUUAUUCUCUGCCUUAUGUGACUGAAGAUCUUAACAAAGUGGAGCCAUUUCUUCGGGAAGAGUCAGAUAUAACAUCACAAAGUGAAGAGUUCUUCGAGGAACCAUUUGAAACUCCAAAGAGCUCCAAUAGCUCUGUCAGGAUCAAACCUGGAAAGCACAUCUCCAAUUCAGCUGUAGAUAGUCCACAAAAAGACCAAAAGAUGAAGAAACCAAAGGAAAGAAAAGCUAAACAGAAUGUCAUGACUGAGGUUGCUACUAGCACCAUUUCUCAAUCAUUCUCUUUAGAACAAAAUUCUGAGGUUCCCAGUAACAGAGAGAUUUCUGUAAGUCACGGUCAGACUUCCCUUGCUGCUGGGUCAAGUAUAUCGAGUGUUAUCUCCAGUACUUCAAUUUGUGCAAAAAAGGAAGACAUCAAGAGCGAAGGCCCAACAGAAGAGAAACUGAACACCUCAGAAACUGUCAGGCAGAUGCUCCAAGAUGAAAUGUUUAAGUUAGUUCAGCUACAGCAAAUCAACUUCAUGAGUUUAAUGCAAAUAGUACAGUCAUCAUUUGCCAACCUGCCAAAUGUGCAACAAAUUUUGCAACAAUAUCAAUCUGCUCACCUAGAAGGAAUCCAGCCUGUGCACAGAGCUGAAGUCAACGGCUCUGGAAGACCUUCAUGUUCUGCAAAUGCUUCUCUAAAAAAGCAACUGCCCACUGAAGAAAAAAGAGGAAAACAUGAUCAAAAGAGCUCAGAUUUUCAACCAGCGAAUAGUUUCAGAGAUGAAAGCAACUGUGUCCAUGUAAAGAAUCAGCAGAAUGUAAGUGUUUCUUUAAGCCUACUAGAAAGUGACAGCAGAGAGACAGGACUUAUGCCACCAUCACAAGAUUUGCAUUCUUCAGCACCUGUUAAACCAUUUCAUCUCCUAGCUCCUUCCUCAGAUGUUCAGAAAGCACCCAAGUUUAUCCCCAUUGAAAAAAACACAAAUUACUCAAAUGGAUUUCCUCUGCUUAAACUUGAAUCAGGUUAUCAUUCCAAAUCAGCAUUUUUACAUCCAAUAGAAAUGUCAUCAGCUUUUGCUGGACCACCCCCAAUAGUACGAGUAGCUUGGAAUUCAUCAGAUUCUUUAUGGAACCAUCAGUCAUCAUGCAAAGAAAGGAGGAGUAAGUCUACAGCACAUUUGAACAUGAGUAGAAAUAACCCUGAGAUGUCAAGACAAAUGCAAGAGGAAGAGAAAAGAUGGGCAGAAACUGUGCGUAAGCCACCUUCCAAACACCUAUGUUCAAGUCAGAAUGAGGAACAAGAAGUUUCACCUGAGCAGCAGUUCUCUGGUAAUGUGAAAAUGGACAAUACACUGAUCACCCAAAACCUGGCUGGUAUUCCUCUACUGCACUUACAUCUUGAUCCGGUACCUCGACUUCCACCAGUUAUAAGACAGCCGAUCACCACUGCUUUAAUACCUGUUAAACCUGUAAAACAAGAGACUGACUGCAGAGAAACACUAGAGCACACAGGAAUAUCACUGCUCCAUGCCAAUUUACCUCAACAAAAGAAGGUGCCAAAACUUAUUCCACCUCAAGAUCUCAUUGCAUUUGAGCAACGUGACCACUGUCAUACUGUGACCAAUACUUCCUCUGGGCAGGACCAAACUAAACCUAUGCAGUUACUAAAAACUGAUUUAAAACCAUUUGAACCAAGAGAUGUGAAGAACAGUACAAAAAGACAGAAGAGGCGUGAUAAGAAACAAAUGGAAGAGGAAGUGGAAAAGGAGAAACGAAGCGUGUCCUUCUGCCCAGAUGAUUCCAUCAUUAAUACUGGUGAUACAGUGAUGGUUGUUGAAUCAGAAAUGGAUGAAGAAGCAAAAUGUACCUCUUCCCUGCAAGAUGAUGUUGUCAUUUCCAUGGACAAAGCGGUGGAAGCAGUUACUACUCCAGAUCUACAUUACAUGGCUUCUACAAGGAAAAAAAUAGCAGAAACUCAAGAUGCAAGUACAAACACUUACCCAGUGCUCAAAUCAUAUAAGGAUAUUGGAAUCAGUACUGAAACUGAGAUUUCUGACGCUGGAAAAAAUGAGUCAGUUAUGUCUGUUCCUGUAUUGGAAUCGCCUAGUGUCCCUAAAUUAUCAUCACCCGACAUGUAUUUAAACCUGAGAUUACCCAGUGAAGUGAAGGAGAGACUUCUACCAUCAAAUAUGUCUGAUGCACGUGAUUUGAGUGAACGUAAAUACAUUAGUGUGAUUGACAUUGAAGACAGUGAUAUCCUUAAGGAUUUACCGAUGAUACCUGAGUCAGCAGGUGGGUUAGUUACCACAGAGCAAAAUGAGAAGUUUGAAAUUCCACCUACUGCAGAAGUUCAUGACAUGGCGGCUUCUGUUACUGAUGCAAUUCCAUCUGAGCUGCUUCAGAAGAAAGACAGUCAUCUCAAAGAUAUAUCAAGCCAAAUGCAAAAGGAGCAUAAGGAGACAGAUUCCGCUAGAGAAUGUGUAACUUGGGAUACAGUACUUGAGGAUGCAAGAACUUUCCCUUCUACAAGGCUGCUGUCUAAAGCAAUUGGCAAAGAAUACUUUUCAACAAAGCAUCAGGAAAUAGAUAUGCAAUUACACACACUGCAGAAUAUAACAAAAAAUAUGGAGGAGGAUUUCAAAAAUACCAAACAUCUUGUGAAAAUAAUAGAAGAUUUGGAAAUGGCUGCCAGUUCAGACCCUCAUGCUCAUCCGUCAUUCUCUGAAGAUUCUAGAAUCAUUGAUGAUGAAUAUUAUUUGAAGGAUGUAAUUAUUGAAGAUGUUAUGGAUGAUGAAAAGGAGAGCUUAAAACUUGGACGUCCCAUACCCAGUUAUACUACUUUGGAAGUGAACUCUUCUGCAUUUACAACCUCUGCUUCUAACUUUCCCAGUGGCAUAAAAUCAUCUUUGGGCUUUCAUUUAAAUGGCAAACUAAAUAAGAGACACUCUCAAAAAACAGAAAAGGAGAGGAAAGAGAUACAAGCGUGGAUGAAAAGAAAACAAAAGGAAAGAAUGAGAGAAUAUAUGAAGAAACUGGAUGAACAGAGACAGAAAGAACACAGUCCAUUCAAUUUCAGAAGGAAUAUGCAUUGUAGUCUCACUUCAAAGGAUAUUAAAUUACUCAAGAAGAAGAAAGAAGAAAAGGACAAAGUCCUGUUAUCUGAGUAUCACAGUAUGAGAAUAUCACAAGCACUUUCUCUGAUGAAUGAAAUGUUAUCUGAAACGCUGCUGUUACCUCCAAGUGAGCACAGACCGUUGUCCAGGACAAGGUCACCUCAAGAGUGCAGAAAACAGCACAUUAUGUCCACUAAAGGAGGGCAUCCAAGCAGUUGUGUUCCGUCAGAAAGGAGCAGAACUGCUGGCAGACUCUGCUUUGGCCAGAAAGGACAUGAUUUCACUCCAUCUCUUGGUUCAACACAGUCCAAGGGAAAUGAUUCUGUGCUCUCUCAGAAAAGUACUGUCAGAAGAAGAAUGAGAAAUACUGCAAACUAUCUUGUUAAUUCCACAUGCUCUGCUGAGCCCAGAGUGAGCAGAAUAUCACGACAAAGGCUUCCAGCUGUUGCUACAGCAGUUCAGACAGAAGGUUUUGAUCAUGAGUCUGAUCGAGAUGUAGAAAGUCCUUGGACUGUGCCUGAAGAUAUCCAGAGAGUACUUCAAGAUACUCAUGACACCUUGUUUCAGGGCUCUGCACCUCAUACCGUUAGGUUCUCUCCCAUUGCCAAUGAUGACACUGAUGGUAUUUCUGAAAGCACAGGAAGUAUCCUCAGCACACUGGACUGGAAUGCAAUCGAGGCUAUGGUAGCUGAUGUGGAAGACACAUGAACAAAAUUUCUCAGUGAUUGUGCACUCUGAAAACCAUUACUGGUGUUCAGUUUCAUUUCUUCGAAUAAUCACUGUUCUGCUUAAAAUGCAUUGAGGCGUUUAUUGGUUAUCUUCUUAAGCAGCACAAAAACUCUCACUGAUUAAGUCUUGCCUAGAUUAAAUUUAAUUCCUCAACUGGAGGUUUGCUUUCCGCAUGUCCUAAGUCAUUAAGAACUAAAUGAUGUUAAUAAAUGGAGACCAGCAAUCUUAAUCGAGAAUUUCUGAGUCAGCUACUGUGUCCUUUCAAACACCUGAAAAGUUCUGUUCUAUUUUAAGAGCAGUGCAUAACUGUUCUACCUUUGUAUUUAACAUUUAACAUAAUUAUUGACAAAUGUUAAUUUUGUAACUUAACAAUUGUGAUAAGCUGAUUUAAUAAAAAUGAGUUUAUUAGUU
Messenger RNA from Numida meleagris (helmeted guineafowl), 10180 nucleotides. RefSeq names its product chromosome Z C5orf42 homolog (gene CPLANE1). Gene Ontology annotation, cellular component: ciliary transition zone. The transcript is spliced from 53 exons. Lineage: Eukaryota; Metazoa; Chordata; Aves; Galliformes; Numididae. The record is from RefSeq and is a predicted model, not a curated record. Gene Ontology annotation, biological process: cilium assembly. Bases 197 to 9748 code for a protein of 3183 amino acids.